CCAUGACAGAAUAUAAAAAGCCCAUGCAUAACGGACAAGUGGACAUAACUGUGCUUUAUAAAUUGCUGUUUAUUUCUUGUUAUUUAUAAGAGUCAUGGAAUCAGAAACAAUUGAGAUGGCAGCUUUAGGAAGACCUCUGCAUCCUGGUAUGCUUUACGACUGCCGAAAAGAUUCAUUCAUUCCAGGUGUUACUCUUUGGGAUAAAAAAUUGUUGGUUGAAGUGGACACUCAUUCACAGCUUCAUACUGAUUUGAAGUUAAGUAGCGCUGACUCUCUCUCUGAUAAGUGCAGUCUCCUGAAUGUAAGUGCCUCACUGAAAGCCAGCUUCAUGAGUGGGAUGGUGGAGGUUGGGGGAUCUGCCAAGUAUCUGUAUGACAACAAAUCCUCAAACCAACAGUCCAGAGUAACAAUGUAUUACCAAGAAACCACAAGAUUUGAACAGCUCACUAUGUCCCAGCUUGGACAUAUCACCUACCCUCAGGUAUUUGACCAGAAAACUGCAACUCAUGUGAUCACAUCUGUGCUAUACGGAGCUCAGGCCUUCAUGGUGUUUGAUCGAACAUUCUCACAUGAUGACAACAAGCAGAAGAUUGAAGGGGAACUGAAUGUAAUGGUCAAGAAGAUGUCUUCUUUUUCCAUUGAUGGGACAGGAGCUGUAGAAAUGAAAGAGGAUGAGAUAAAAAAAGCUGAGGACAUCAGCUGCACGUUUCAUGGUGACUUCCAUGUUGGGCAUCUUCCCACCACAUACAUGGAGGCAUUGGACGUGUACAAGAAGCUUCCCACCCUGCUGAAGGAAUAUCCACAGAAUGUGAUUCCAAUAAAAGUCUGUCUCUAUCCUCUUUCUCUGUUAAAUGAAAAAGCAGCUCGUCUGGAGAGAGAAAUCAGCACAAUUCGGGUGUCCAACAUUGAAACUGUAAUGAAUGAGCUGGAAGGAAUACAGAGAAGAUACAAUGACCUGUUCAGAAAUACACUGGUACAUGUUUUCCAUGACAUUAAAGAGAGGCUUUGCACAUUCCAAAGCUCAUUUAGCAUUUACAAGCUGGUUUUAGAGAAAGAACUGGGCAGAGUCUUGCCUGCUAUUCGAGGUGGAGAAAACGAGCAGUCACUGAAAGAGAUCCUGAAGAUUCACAACGAAUCCCCUUUCUGUGCCAACAGGCUUAACCAGUGGUUAGAUGACACAGAGUCUGAACUUAACCUCUUGAGUUCCUACACCAAAUCUGUAAAUGGGAUCAAAAUUAAAGACUCAAAUGGUCUGAAAACCAUCCUCCUUAAUCCUGAUAUUGAUGUAGUGGUCUGUUUGGCCUUGACAUGUCUGAAAUAUGAAGACCCAUAUCUUCUAACUCUGAAUGCAUUCCUGAAAUCUGGGUUUAAAGAGCAAGAUGAAAAAAAAGCUUUGCCAUCUUUCCCAAAGUGGUUCAAAAAGCCAGACAUCGUUGCAAAGAUGAGAGAGAACUUGUCUAACUUCAAACGCUUUUCACAGGCCAAUAAAGACAAAACGAGAAUGUGCUUUACUAUUUCUGCCAUCUCUGAUCCCUCCAGUCCAGGUUCCUCCAUCUAUUUAUAUGAACAAGGCAAUCUGAUGAACAAACAGUUUCAGCCUUCAACGCCCAAACCACCCCAACCCAUAGUGAGGAGCGUCAAUGCAAACACUGUGUCCAUGAUACUACAGCCCCUAAGUGAAGAAACAGUGCAGUUCAGGGUGGAAUACAAGGAGGUAAAACUAAAAGAAAAAGAAAAAGAAGAGUGGCUUGUCAAAAACACAACUGAUGAAAACUUUACUCUGACUGCAUUGGAGUCUGGAAAGCAGUACUUGAUCUGCUACAGGAUAGUGGGUAAAAUGGCAAUGAGUGAAGCAAGUGAUACUGUCUCUGUUCAACUGUCUCCAGGUUAUCCUGUGAUUGUGGGUAGGAAAGGCAGUGGUAAAUAAAGAUAAGAUACAACAUUCAAGGGAUCAGCAUUUCUUACCAAAAGCAUGACACCUUGUCCACCAUCCAGUUGAUUUUCAGCAAUGGCCAGAAUAUUAAAAUUGGUAACAGAAAAUAAACUAUAGAAGAAGAAUUUGUGUUUGAGGAUAAUAAAAAAAUGCUAGCUGUAACUCUGUGACCAAAUAAAAAAAUAAAGUUGAGGGGUUUGAAAUUUGUUGUUGCAAGAAGUACAGGUAAACAAGUAGUGUCCUCUGUCAAGUCUAUGUUACUGGGUGAGCCUGUGAAACUUGAUGUAAAGUCAGGAAGAUGUUACGGCAUUACAGGGAGAAGUGGAUAUGAUUUUGAUGCUUUGGGUUUGUAUUUUAUUUAAAUGCAUCCAGCUAUAGUAACAGUAUUCAAAAAGGCUUUUCUUCUGUAUUAAACAUGUAUUUUCUUAGAUUAAUCUACAACGCUUAGCAUAAAUGUGAAAGUUAUGAUGUCCUCAAUGAAUUGCAGCUCCCCAACGUCUGCCGCGCUUAUGCAAUUCCGCACAGGAAUACUGCCUCCACCAUGCUUUACUGUUGAUAGCAUGCACUGUUACAUUGUACUCCUCACCUUUAAGAUGCUGCCAUCAGAGCCAAAUACAUUAAUCUUUGUCUUAUAACUUCAUAGCUCUUGUAUAGCUCAGUGGUAGAGCAUUGUGUUAGCCAAGAUCAUGGGUUCGAACCCAGUGAACACACAUAAUGAUAUAAGAAAUGUAUACCUUGUAAUGCACUGUAUGUCGCUUUGGAUAAUAGUGUCUGCCAAAUGCAUGAAUGUAAAUGUACUAUAGAGUCCUAAAAGUCUUUGCUUUUUCAACAUCUGGCAAAUUCCAGACAGCUUACUUUGUUUACAACAGCCAUGCAUUCCACUCCUCUGCAGUGUACAUCAUAUAAUCUCAGAGGGAAACUAGAGAUGUUUGAAGUUAAACUGAAGUUGUUUGCAUCUUUGAUAUUUCUGUAAUAAAAUGAAGUUAAUGUAAAAGAUUAUAAAAUUAAACCAGUAAUAUCUGGCAUAAUUGUAUUGGUUAGCAAAUGCAUGAACAGAAAACUUUAAUGACAAACUUGGACAUCCAACACGUAUCAAAAAACCUCAACAAUGGUGACAAUGAUAAAAAUUAUUCAGAUAAACAUAACAACUGCAAUGCAUGCUGAGAGUCUUGGUUGAGUUUCAUAUGCUGAUUGUUGAUGUAUCAGUAUGUAUAACCAAUAAAGUAAUUAAACUGAAACACUUUUUGUUUUAUAAUUGGAGAAUACUGUAGCUGAUCAUGAAAAUGGCUAAACACAUUGCUAAAAUGAUCAGAAAAAUAUAAACAUUAAAUCCAACAGUAGAGCGACCAACUAAAGAAAACACUAAUAAUUCCAACUAAGGAUUUAAUAAACUAUCAACAUAUGUGUAACGUGUCCUGUCCCUGUGUAACCUGUGUUUUAUGGCGCUUUUCCAUUGCAUAGUUCCCCACGGCUUAGUUUAGUUUGGGUCAGGUCAGCUCACCUCACUUUGGCGUGGUUAGCUUUUCCAUCGAGUUUAGUAUCACUUCGCAGUGCCAGGGAUUAUAGGCGUGUUGUUAUAUUUACGCUGCCUACUGCUGUGACAUCAUACACGUGAGAGCGUUGUUGUACAUUCCCAUCCAUUCAUUUAUUUCUCAGUCUGCCACAAAAUUAAAAUUGGCCACCACAAAUAGAUGUUUGCACAUCGCGUUUAUCAGUAACGUUACCUCUGUCUCACAUGACAGUUUCUGUUCAAACACCCGACCCGUGGCGUCAGUCGACGGCGCUCUGCUGAGCCUCAUUCAAGUUGCAUUUAAGCAUAUAUAAUGCGGACGUGCACGUCGCGAAUGUGCCGCCACAAACUCCAAGUCUGGAAAAAACUGUUAUGGUGUCCCGGAUUCUCAACCUGUGGAUGUUUUUCCUCGCUAAAAGGGUGUUUGGAAACUUAUAGCAGAACACAGAUAACAACAUGUUUGCUUGAGACAGCGCAAGCUAGCAGUAAGCUAAAGCUAAUAUUUACAUUAUAGCGAUGACACUUCUCUCAGACCAAUCAGUGACCUACAGUGUUUUCGCGUCACGUUUGGUAUCAGCUCGGGUCGCUUGGAACCCCAACCGAGGUGGUACGAAAAAAAAGAUAUCGGAUACUACGUACUGCACCCAAUGGAAAAGUUCCCAAAAGUAAGCUGACCCAACCCAAACUAAACCAAACCAAACCAAACCGUGGGGUACUAUGCAAUGGAAAAGCGCCAUUAGUCUGCCCUGUUUCCCCAUGUUGAUUAGUGUCUCUGCCCCCAUGUUUAUUGCCAUGGACAUUCAUUGAAUUCAUGCUCCACCUUGUUUGUUGUCAUAGUUACUCAUUAUUUAUGUUUUGUUAUUGGUUCUUAUCAUGUAUAUAUAUACUCUGUCAGUUCACACUAUGUUUGUUGGCCAAUGUCGUAUAUU
Paramisgurnus dabryanus is the source of this 4372-nucleotide messenger RNA. RefSeq names its product stonustoxin subunit alpha-like. NCBI's taxonomy places the organism in Eukaryota, Metazoa, Chordata, Actinopteri, Cypriniformes, Cobitidae. Gene Ontology annotation, molecular function: protein binding. The record is from RefSeq and is a predicted model, not a curated record.